GAUGGCGUCAGUUUCCUCGAAAGCCAGAGCAAGAUGGUGCCCUAGUUUAGUCGGACAGAAGCCAUGGCGUCCGCUAGUACUGGAAGUAGGGUGUCCUGCGGGAGAGAUUUGAAUUGUGUGCCAGAGAUAGCUGACACUUUAGCCGCUGUCGCCAAACUCGGGUUUGAUUUCCUGUGCAUGCCCCUUUUCCACCCGAGGUUCAGGAGAGAGUCUGAGGUGGAGCCCGCUAAAUCCAGACCUGGAGCCCAGACCCGUUCAGAUCUGCUACUUUGUGGAAGAGACUGGAAUACUCUCAUUGUUGGGAAGCUUUCCCAGUGGAUUGAUGCAGAUUCAGAAAUCGAGACAGAACGCAGGAACUCAGAAGAUGCUCUUGCACAGGAGCUGAACUUUUCAGCCUACCUGGGUCUGCCUGUCUUCAUGAUCCCUUUGAAGGGCCCCAAUAAUGCCAAUCUAGCCCGAAUGCUGCUGAACCACAUCCACACUGGACACCACACCUCAAAUUUCUGGAUACGUGUCCCGUUGAUGGCCCCGGAGGACAUGCGGGAAGAUCUGAUUGAGAAUGAACCGACCACUUGUGUUGAUGAGACGAGUGUAGAUGAGAAAACCUGGAGCUGGUGGCACUCAUUCAGAACCCUCUGUGAUUACAACAAGAGGAUCUGUCUUGCUAUUGAAGUGGGAGCAGACAUGCCAUCAGACGCUGUGAUUGAUAAGUGGCUCGGAGAGCCAAUCAAAGCAGCGGUACUUCCCACAAGCAUCUUCCUAACUAAUAAGAAAGGAUUCCCUGUUUUGUCUAAAGCCCAUCAGAAGAUAAUCUUCCGGCUUUUCAAGUUGGAGGCUCAGUUUAUCUUCACAGGCACCAGUCGACACACUGAGAAGGACUUCAGAUCCUACCUGCAAUACCUGGAAUACCUCAACCAGAACAGACCUGCGCCUAAUGCCUAUGAGCUCUUUGCCAAAGGAUAUGAAGACUACCUGCAGUCACCUCUACAGCCCCUCAUGGACAACUUGGAGUCUCAGACAUAUGAAGUGUUCGAGAAGGAUCCCAUUAAAUAUUCUCAGUACCAACAGGCUGUAUAUAAAUGUCUUUUGGACAGAGUACCAGAGGAGCAGAAAGACACUAAUGUUCAGGUGUUAAUGGUGUUGGGAGCAGGAAGGGGACCUCUGGUUAAUGCAUCUCUGCGUGCUGCCAGACAGGCAGACCGGAAGCUGAGAGUAUAUGCUGUUGAGAAAAAUCCCAAUGCUGUAAUCACAUUAGAGAACUGGCGCUUUGAGGAGUGGGGUGACCAGGUGACAGUGGUGUCAUGUGACAUGCGGGAGUGGAAAGCACCAGAGAAAGCUGAUAUCAUUGUCAGCGAGCUACUUGGAUCAUUUGGGGACAAUGAGCUCUCCCCAGAGUGCUUAGACGGAGCGCAGCACUUUCUCAAAGAUGAUGGAGUCAGCAUCCCCUGUUCCUACACGUCCUACCUGGCUCCUCUCUCCUCCUCCAAGCUGUACAAUGAAGUUCGAGGGUGCCGGGAACGGGACAAGGACCCAGAGUGCCAUUUUGAGACGCCAUAUGUUGUGCGACUCCAUAACUUCCAUCAGCUGGCUGAGCCUAAACCCUGCUUCACUUUUACGCACCCCACAAAAGACAUGAACAAUAACCGGUACCAGUGUCUUCGGUUCUCUGUGGAUUGUAACUCGGUGCUCCAUGGCUUUGCAGGCUACUUUGAGACCACUCUGUACAAAGAUGUCACACUUAGUAUAAAACCAGAUACACAUUCACCUGGAAUGUUCUCCUGGUUUCCCAUUCUGUUCCCCCUCAAACAACCCAUCUCCAUAUCUCGGGACGAUGACGUGACCGUGCGAUUCUGGCGCUGCAACAAUGGGAAGAAGGUUUGGUACGAAUGGGCGGUGACUGAGCCCUCCUGCUCUGCCAUCCACAAUCCAGCUGGCCGGUCUUACACCAUCGGCCUAUAAACAUGAAGAAUCGGCACACCUGUCAGACAUUCAUGUGUAUUUUUAGAAAGACGCUGGCUGUUUGAGCUUAUAUAUCCAGGGUUAAAACCUAAAGUCUGGCUGAGGAGAAAUGAGUCGUCGAGCUGUAAACACAACCUGUUGCUCAUUCAGAUCAGCACUCCUCUUUAGUUUGACCCGUUGAGGUUAUCUUCCAUACAGUUACUGUGGAUAUCUACAUUCAGUCCGACUGGACCUAUGCCUUAUCAAACACAUUCCACAUGAUCCAUAACGUCAAUACAUCCUUUAGUGUCAGAGGAAAGCUACUGUUUUUAGGUCAUGUUUGGCAUACACAACCUGUUGGAACAUUUUCAAUAAAACAUAGUAAUGUUCUCAGUUUGCGGUUAUUUCAGUACGGCACAUAAAUGUAUGUGUGAUGGUUUUCUUUAUUAAAGUCAAGUAUUGUCACUAAGGUUAUAUAUAGACUGCUGCUCACACUGAUGGUGGAUAAAGAAAUAUGUCCCUGUUUCACUGCAGAUGAGAAGGGAACACCUUCCUUUCCUCAUUUCUUGGGUCCUACUUUAUUUUCCCUGGUUCCCUUUUUCCUACUUCCCUUAUACCAUUUCGAGUUGAAUAAAGCUUUACUUAAUCCUUCCUUC
Messenger RNA from Girardinichthys multiradiatus, 2594 nucleotides. RefSeq names its product protein arginine methyltransferase 5 (gene prmt5). Gene Ontology annotation, biological process: regulation of DNA-templated transcription; peptidyl-arginine N-methylation. The transcript is spliced from 16 exons. NCBI's taxonomy places the organism in Eukaryota, Metazoa, Chordata, Actinopteri, Cyprinodontiformes, Goodeidae. The record is from RefSeq and is a predicted model, not a curated record. Gene Ontology annotation, cellular component: cytosol; nucleus. The coding region runs from base 64 to 1959 and encodes 631 amino acids.